This is a messenger RNA of Spodoptera litura, 923 nucleotides long. RefSeq lists its product as uncharacterized. NCBI's taxonomy places the organism in Eukaryota, Metazoa, Arthropoda, Insecta, Lepidoptera, Noctuidae. The record is from RefSeq and is a predicted model, not a curated record.
ACGCCAGUGUAGGACACGAUACUUAGGAUAUACAACAGAUGGCGCUUGCAUCGAUGUAAACAGACAUAACCUCGGUAGCAACCUUUUUGAUGAAAACUUCGUGAUUUAAUAACCAUCAAUGUCUUUUGUAAGUCAACCUUCAAGUAGACGUCAAACAAAAAUACAGAAACGGUCACGUAAUGCAGUGAGCGCCAAGAAUAAUUAUUUUUAAUAUAAGAAAAAAAAUACUAUAAAAAUAUUUCCGUACAAUGUCAGGAAUAUUCCACAAGAGCUGUUACACGGCACGUAGCUCUGGAUACAAGUAUCGGACCCUGUCCACGAACACUGGAGAGCGAGCAAAACGACACGAAAGAGAGGAAAAUGGCUUAGACAAGAAAUUCAAAGAAUUGAGGAGAGCAAUCACUAUGAGAGUUAACAAAGAAGUAGACGAAACACACAAAGCUAGAGAAUCCAUACUGAAUAAGUUCGAAAAACUGGAUACUAAAAUAACUUCGAUGAUAGAGUUGCAGAACACAGUAGCUUUGUUAAGGAAAGAUUUGCGUUCUGUGGGAUACGCUUUGCGGCAAAUGGGUAGCAAAGUGGACAACAUCGAAAACUUGAAUUCUCGUACAGAAAUGUAUAGUUUACAGUCUCAAAGACUGUCUCUGAGGUCCCAAGCUCCUGCAAUAAAGGAGGAGGCUGAAGACCGUGACUCGAUAGUAACUCACAUUUAGUUCUCUAGUGGUUGUGACGCAUAUAUUAAUGCAUUUGUUUAAGUACGCACAAUUAUAUCUAAACUAUUGUUCUGUUAUCAAUGCUGUCGAAAGGUUAAGUAAUUAUUGCAUUAUACGGAAAUGUUUUCAUAUGUAACUCUUCAUGAUACGUAUUUUAUUUUCAAUUCUGUACCUACAACAAGAAAACUACGUAAGUACGAUGCAGACUAC